Molecule: messenger RNA, 900 nt
Organism: Scheffersomyces amazonensis
Lineage: Eukaryota; Fungi; Ascomycota; Pichiomycetes; Serinales; Debaryomycetaceae
Gene: MSO1
Product: Mso1p
Exons: 1
Coding region: 192-752 (186 amino acids)
Source: RefSeq, a predicted model, not a curated record
GGCGUGCUAAAAGUAUGACAAUUAGCAGGUGAUUGAGGAAUAAUACUGAGACAGUAACUAACUAACUGAACUGAACUGACUCCAUACUCAGUGUUACUGAUAAAUAGCUAAAGACAAAAAAAAGUUUACUGUCUAGUAAUUCUAACAAUACUCACUAAUAUACUCCAAUACUCAUUCAUUAAAUAUACACCAUGAGCUCACUGGGAUUCUUCUCCAAAUUCAAACAUAACGCUACAAAGCUCUCACAGUCCUUCAAUUAUACAGAUAAAGAUGGACUUACUGAAGAUGAUACCUUAAUCCACAAUGCAUUUGUCAAGUACUUUGACUCUCAGGGUCAAGUAUACCCAGAUUGGCUUGAAGUUAAGCAUACUAAGCCUCAUCUGACACAUCAAACUUACCAACAACUGUUCACCACCACAGUAAGACAUCAAGAGCAACUGUAUCAACCUCACUACAACAAUCAUGAACAUCUUCUGCCAGUGUCAAUUUCACCCCUGGACUCUCAAAAUACUCAAAAUAGUGGUUAUCAUCGUGGUGUGAGUCGUCUUCAAUCCAUGCAUAAUGCUUCCCGUCAACAGGUUGUCGUGGGGGCCGGUUAUACCUCAUUAAGUUCUUCUUCAUCAUUUGCGUCUACUAACUCAAAUCAUCAACCAGUAAGAACAAAUAGUUCUACAUCGGGAUCACGAUUACGUGAUAGGAUCAUUAACUCAACAUCUAUGAAUCAGAAUUCACGGUCCAGUAGUCACAAUUAGAGAAAUAGUAGUAAUUAUAUAUUAAUAUAUAGUAUAUCAGUUAAGCUUAUUAAAGGAAUCUUCCCAAAAGUCUCGACCCCGAACGAACCAGUCCGGUAACUGGCUAUCUGAUGGGAGUUUGAGUUUUAAUACACUGACGUUCUCAAAU